Humulus lupulus (European hop) is the source of this 885-nucleotide messenger RNA. RefSeq lists its product as uncharacterized. NCBI's taxonomy places the organism in Eukaryota, Viridiplantae, Streptophyta, Magnoliopsida, Rosales, Cannabaceae. The record is from RefSeq and is a predicted model, not a curated record. Bases 1 to 885 code for a protein of 294 amino acids. The transcript is spliced from 4 exons.
AUGAGUCUGUGGGUGGAUUCUCUUCAAAAAGCUAAAAGGGAAGCUCAAGAUGCGCACAAGUUUCAUGCCCAUCUCUGUGAAAGUUUUCUUAGACAGCGAAGUAAGAUCACUUGGCCCCAAUUGGGGAAUGAAAAUUCUUCAUAUUUCCAUGCUAGCUUAAAGAAAAGGAUGGAAGAAAAUAGAAUCACUACUGAUAUAGAUAAUCAAGGAGCUAUUGUAGAUAAUUAUGCUUUUGUGGUUGAUCAUUUUCUGAGUCAUUUUAGAAGUUUUAUGUUAAGUUCUAGUUCUGCUUCUUCUAGUAUUCGGCUGGACUGUAUAGAGUUUGGUAACAAACUGGACUUUCAUCAACAGUUUUCUUUGAGUGAUGUCAAGAAAGCUCGCUUCAACAUUCAUACGGUACUUCCUUACUUGAUUGAUAGCAAUCAAGGUGCAUUCAUCAAACAUUGUUCUAUAGCACAUAAUGUUCUCAUCUUUCAAGCCCUCCUUAAAGGUUAUACUAGGAAGAAUAUUUAUUCUAGAUGUUUAUUGAAGAUAGAUCUUAGCAAGGCGUAUGACACUAUUGAUUGGGAUUUUUUGGCAGACUUUCUUAAAGCUCUUUGCUUCCCUUCUAAGUUCAUCAAUUGGAUUAUGGGUUCUAUUGAUUCUGUGAGGAUAGUGCAAAAAGCGUUUCAGGACUUCUGUGAUACCUCUGGUUCGGCUGCUAAUAAAAACAAGUCUCGUAUUUACAUUGGUGGUGUUGAUGAGACUACUAAGGAUACAAUGGAGGAUUCUGACAAAGAAAAAUGGCAAGAAGCCAUGAACCUGGAAAUAGAAUCAAUGCAUUCCAAUUCCGUCUGGACUCUUGAAGUUAUUCCUGAAAAUGUUAGAGCUAUUGGUUGUAAGUAG